Bemisia tabaci is the source of this 5441-nucleotide messenger RNA. RefSeq names its product COUP transcription factor 2 (gene svp). Gene Ontology annotation, biological process: regulation of DNA-templated transcription. Gene Ontology annotation, molecular function: sequence-specific DNA binding; DNA-binding transcription factor activity; zinc ion binding. The record is from RefSeq and is a predicted model, not a curated record. NCBI's taxonomy places the organism in Eukaryota, Metazoa, Arthropoda, Insecta, Hemiptera, Aleyrodidae.
GGGUUCAGAGCGUAGUGCAGCGAGGAGCAGUUGAACGAAGGCCAGCACCCGGCGCGGUUCUUUACUCACCCGGACACCUUACUCACAGGUUAAAUACUACGGGUCACCCCCCGGGUCAACGUAACCAAGCUCCCCAAAACUUCUGAACUCCGCACUCGAGGAGGCCAAAUCAAUUUCCGUCAAUAUUUACACGUUCGGUUUUCGCACCGGCCCAACUCCCCCCUCCCCCCGUCGGAUUUCAACGGGAUUUCGCGCUCGCGGUUUUGUGAUCUCCCCCACGUUGUGCGAAUUCCCCGGAUUUGUGGAUUAUACGACCUCAUGAUGGAUACAUUCCGAUUUUGUGAUGUGCAAUGAUUUUUCAAAGUUGACAGUGCGCGAUUUUUUAAAUUAGUUUUUUAUUAAUUUGUUUUUUUUUUUUUAAAAAAAAAAAACCCAAAAAUUGAUAUUUUUUUUCGGAUUGGAAGUACGGUGUGACUUGUAUGGAUAGACUAGUGAGCUUGGGAGGGAUGUUGUCGGCGUGAAGCUGUUGAUCUGUGAAAGUUCUGUCCGGGAGUCAGGCGGCGGCGAUCCGCCCCAAAACUCAGGCACAAUUAUUCUCCCGCACAACGCUCUGGCCGUGUGCCGUGCAGUCGGGGGUUUAUGUCCGCCCCCAGUGCCGUCGGGCGGCGGCGCACCCGCGGGUUUCUUCGGGCACCACCAGCCGGGGGGGCCGUCGGGGCCCGGGGACUUGGGGUUCUCGCGGGGGAUGGCCCUCGUGGCGUCCCCGUGGCGGGACCCGGGCGUCCUCGGCCACCACACCAGUGGCGCCGAGGAGGCCACCACCCUCGGCGCCGGCCUCAGGGAGCUCACCCAAAGUUCCACCCCCAGCGCCCAGUCGGGGGGCUCGUCCCAGGGCGCCAACGACAAAGGACAAAACAUAGAAUGUGUCGUUUGCGGUGACAAAUCCAGCGGCAAACAUUACGGACAAUUCACAUGUGAAGGCUGUAAAAGUUUUUUUAAAAGAAGUGUUCGAAGGAAUUUGACGUAUUCGUGUAGAGGGAGUAGGAGUUGUCCGAUAGAUCAACAUCAUAGGAAUCAAUGUCAAUAUUGUCGACUAAAAAAGUGUCUCAAGUCCGGAAUGCGUAGGGAAGCUGUGCAAAGGGGGCGAGUGCCUCCGAGCCAGCCCUCGGGGCUCCCGGCGCAGUUCGCGCUGACCAACGGGGACGCGCACGCGGCUGCAGUGGCGGCUGCCGGCCUCAACGGCCACCCUUACCUCUCUAGUUAUAUUUCAAUGCUGCUCAGGGCCGAACCUUACCCGACGUCCCGCUAUGGGCAGUGCAUGCAGCCCAGCAAUAUAAUGGGAAUAGACAAUAUAUGUGAAUUAGCUGCCAGGCUCCUCUUCUCCGCCGUCGAGUGGGCCAGGAAUAUACCUUUUUUCCCUGAUCUCGAAAUGACAGACCAAGUAGCUCUUCUGCGACUCGUCUGGAGCGAAUUGUUCGUGUUAAAUGCUUCUCAGUGUUCAAUGCCUUUGCACGUUGCGCCUUUGCUGGCAGCAGCGGGCCUUCACGCCUCCCCGAUGGCCGCCGACCGAGUUGUGGCCUUCAUGGACCAUAUCCGCAUAUUCCAAGAACAAGUGGAAAAGCUCAAAGCGCUUCAUGUAGAUUCUGCCGAAUAUAGUUGUCUCAAAGCAAUAGUUCUAUUCACUACCGACGCUCCAGGUCUGAAAGACGUGGGGCACAUCGAGUCCCUGCAGGAGAAGUCGCAGUGCGCCCUGGAGGAGUACUGCCGGACCCAGUACCCGAACCAGCCCAACAGAUUCGGGCGACUUUUACUCCGGCUCCCGUCCCUCCGAACGGUGAGCUCGCAGGUCAUCGAGCAGCUCUUCUUCGUGCGACUAGUCGGCAAAACGCCCAUCGAGACCCUCAUCAGGGACAUGCUCCUCAGUGGCAGUAGUUUCAAUUGGCCCUACGUCAACUCCAUGUGACACCAAGUAUGGAGGCAGCUCGCUUCCCCUUAGGCUUUAGCUCGUCCCCGACCGCAGACGAACCCUUAGUUUUCCCCAGUGGCGUGGCGUGAAUAAUCCAUUAUCGAUAUCUCGCCAUUUAAAACUAUGCUAAGGAAUCGAUUACUAAAGUGUUCGCUUCGAAAACCCUGAUAAUCGAUCUUUUUUCAUAGGUUUAAAUAUGGCAUAACAAUCGAUUUAUCGCAAUUCACGCCACGCCACUGGUUUUCCCGCAAACUCACUUCAUCAUACAUUGUUGAAAAUCGAAGACAAAUCGAGAGCCUUUUUUAUUUAUAAUGAAUAGAUAAUUUUUACCAGGCCGAAGUUUGGGUUCUUUGCGCCGGUGGAUUAUUCAAAUACUGCAAAAUAUGGCAACGUUUCCAAUCACACGGUUUUAAUUUCAAUGAUUUUUCUUCUUACAAUAAUUGGAAAUGCUGUUUUAAAUUCAAACAUCCAAGGCACAGAUAAAUUAUGGGACACCGUAACUCACGAUCAGACCAAAAAAAAACCUAAAUUCCUACAAUCUAUGGAAAAAGAAAAUAUUAAGAAAUCACGUCUGCUUCCUUUACGAUACCGGUGAUAUCCAUUUCAUCAUAUUUUCCAGUCCAGUAAAAUCUAAAAUGUUAUCGCCUGAACACUGUUACAUUACAUAGACGACUAAGCAAAGGGAGAGGUCUGAAAAAUAGCGAUCUGAACUGUUGUUCCGUGUCUGUAUUUAUUAAUUUAUUUUUAUUUUUUUUUCUAGUUACCUCACUUGAUGCUCAUACAUAGUUGCUAGGUUGUAUGAAACAAUUGCCCAAUUUUUCUUGUGCUCAAGAAAAAUUUUUGGCGUUUGAUAUUUUGUUCAAUGUGACAUUUACACCUCGCUAAACAACUUGCAUUUCUCUUCGACAUUUGAUUAAAAGAAGAAAAUAAGAUAGGAUUUUCUCAUUUAUUUCACGGGAGUUGAAGUUAUGUGACACUUACAAAAAUUGGGGCUUUAGGGCCGCGGUGUUGUUACUCAUUUUAAACCGUAACUCUAAUGUAAAGUAGAAUUCCUUGAGAAAAUUUUCAUAAUUAAAAGUUGCAUUAGAACGCGGCAGCCUUUUGAAAUUUAGUCCGUAGUCAAGGCUUCCCCUGAAAUAAAUGAGAGUGCAGAGUCAGGCACAUGCUUUAAAUUUUGAAAAAUUGUCCUGUAAAAGUAAGCACAACGAAAAACAUAGCAACGAUUAGAACGAAAGCAAGAAGUAAUUCAAAAGUACCCCACAAAAUAUGUAGCUACCUCUUCCUCAAAAGAUUUUAAUAUUUUUAGGGUUUGAAAUAAAAAAAUACAAGACACUUGAAGUCAUGCUCUAAAUUGCCUUAAAAAUCAAAACUUGAUUAAAAACUAGAGAACAGUAAAAGUAUGAGUCUUCUAGCUGUGGCCUGGAGGAAUUUUUAAUACCUGAAGUAGCAUUUUCAGAAUUUUUCUCAAGUCAACUUCAGGCAGCAUAAAGGGGACACUGCGAACCUAGAAUUACUGUGUUCUACAUUUUGAUAGUAGGUACGAUACUUCUUAAACUGAUGUGCUUACGAGAGGAGCUCAACAUUUUUGAGGAGAAGUCAAGGUGUUAAUGUACCUGUGCGUCUACGUAGCCAAAGAAUCACUCUAAAUUAAGGAAAUUGAACAUAAACUUUAUAAAACUUAGCCUAUGAAUAUUUCAUUUUGUAUUGAAAGUGUAUAAAUAAUUAAUCGUUGUGUAAAAAAGACAUAGUCUCUUGAGUGAGCUUGAAACAUUUCCCUAUACCCCGUACCUUCAUUGUAUAAUCUUAUUCAGCUAGGAUGACAUGUUUGUGUUCAUAAUAUCAUCAAAGCAUGUGGAAUUUGUAUGUAUGUCACUGACAAAUGUUCUACUUCUGAAAUAUGUCUAACAGUGAUGAUAUUGUAAAAGUAUGUUUGUCUCUGUGAGAACUCAUUUCAUAUAAGUGGUAAAACCAACAGAAUGUUCAGGUAAUUAAUUCAGAGUAUAGUUAGGCAUGAAAAGCAUUUUAUGAAUUGUUUUGGAAAACAAAUCGGGAGAUUAUUAAAUGAGAUUUUUCAUUUCUCAAUUUCAUUAAAUUAAUGUGUUUUGGUCAGAAUUCCAAAGGAAAUGGCUAUUUAAAAAAAUUAUAAAACAUUAGGAAAUAACAUGCAAAAAUGGCUCCGAGAAGAGCGAAUUACACACAUUUGAAAAGAAAAAACAACGUACUGUAAAAAAUCCUCUCCUUCUCUCUACUUUUGACGCCCAAUGAAAAAAUUACUCGUUUCAAAACUCGGUUCAACACCAUACUAGUGCCUUAGCUUAGUUUAAGAAUAUCAGGAACAUUUUAAUUAUCAGAUUUGUAAUAAAAUAAAACUUCUCCAGCAUUAAAUAAUUAAUGAGUAUGGUGAGUGGGAAAAAACACAAGAAGGAUUGAAAAAUAAUGUUAAAUCUUUAAUAUACUUCUUUUCAUACUGUUUUCAUUCUUUUCAAUCGUCAAUUCGACGCAUUCGAAGAGAAAAUGUAUUUUAGGCGAGCAAAAUUAUCUUCCUAUCACCAAUUCUUUCAAAAUCGAGCAUCCUCAUGAUUUUAGCACCAACAUGUUACCUGUUUCUCAAUGGUAUACAGAUAAAAUUCACUGUAGGAUAAAAGUUUCAAGGAAAAACUGUCCCCAGGUUUUAUCAGGUUUGCUUUCUCUUUACAAAAACUUAUAUUUUUAAUCAUAUUUUGGUUCUGUACUAGUCCGGGAGGUAGCUGUCAUUUUGGUGUCCCGCUCCAAAAUGGACAAAUCGUUGAAAAUCCACAGAGCUUUUCUCCCUGAUCUCAAAACCCAUUGUCGGCCCAAAGCAGACUUGCGGGCCGAUUAUUGAAAUUGAUAGACAAAGCUAUAGACAAAGCUAUAGACAAAGAAUACAUAGGGGGUAUAAAGCAAUCCUAUUGGUUGAAAUAGGUGGUUCUCAUAGACUUACGGGGAAAAUGAUAGGCUAACUGUCGGAUCUCUCGUGGGUUGCCGUUAGUUAGUCUAUUACCUACCUCCUUUGUCCAUUGCAACCACCCGCUUCUACCAAUAGAAUCCCUCCAAAUCCUUGUUGUCUUCUUUGUCUAUUGCUUUGUCUAUCAAUUUCAAUAAUCAGCCCGCUGGGGCGCUCUAUCGUAGUGAAACCUCCGGGCAAACCUUCUGCAGCUGUGAAACAGCCCAGCUCCACUUAGGUCGACGACAGGUUUUCAGAUCAGGAGAAAAAGUUACAUUCAAAAAACGUUGUUGCCCUCAUUUUGAGAUGAGACAUUUUUCCGGCAUUUUCGUCACGUUUAGAGCUCUACUGGUGGUAGAAAGUUCCAGGUGCGGUUUGACAAAAAACAGGUUUUGAUAUCAGGGAAAAAAGCCCUGUCGAUUUUCAAAAAUUAAUCCAUUUUGAAAAGGAACACCAAAAUGGCAGGAACCGUAAGGACUAUAAGGUAAACUCCUUUAAAAAAAAGAAAAA